Metarhizium album ARSEF 1941 is the source of this 795-nucleotide messenger RNA. RefSeq lists its product as uncharacterized. Lineage: Eukaryota; Fungi; Ascomycota; Sordariomycetes; Hypocreales; Clavicipitaceae. The coding region runs from base 1 to 795 and encodes 264 amino acids. The record is from RefSeq and is a predicted model, not a curated record. The transcript has a single exon.
AUGACCAGCCACGGCGAAAACGGCGUUGCAUCAGCCGAAACCCCUGUUCUCCCUGCAAUUCCCCCUUCAGCCCCGGUUCAAGGUAGGCGGCACCAGGAUGCUUCUGCGGGCAAAGCCAGAGACGGCUGGGCAACCCCCAUUGUUACCACUCACGACACAAACGCUCAUCAAACCGUUGUUCAUCAUCGCUUUCUUUCCUCGUCAGAGUGGAGAAUCAUUGCCAAUGGCAUCGGCGGGUUAGAGGGCGAGGAAAGCGAUAGGGCGGCCCAUCCUUCACAUUGGUUAUGGCCCUCAUUUGGCAUGCCUCCGGGACUGUACCGCGAGGUCGUUUCGCACAAAUAUCGGUUUUAUUUCCUAUUCCACUUCACCAGUGUUGUCCGAUGGAUGCUCAUGAUCGCUCAGCUUUUAAUUGGAGCGUCCAUGACGGCUCUGGGCGCCAUGUCGCCCAACAGCAGAACGCUCAUAACAGUUCUCGGUGCCAUCAACACCGUGGUCGCUGGGUUUCUUGCCAUCCUGCACAACAGUGGUCUUCCAGACAGAUACCGAAACGACAUGGCAGAGUUUGAAGAGAUUGAAGACGACAUCAAAGAAGUAUUGAACUCGGGCGUCGCCCCCGCCGAUCAGACCGCCGAUCAGAUUCUUGGCGGAUUUUUCGACUCGUUCCGCGAGGCCAAGUCGACCGUUGCAGUGAACAUGCCCGCGAAUUAUGCCUCAAAACAAAUGCUUUCAAGGCAGAUGGAUACUACUGCAAAGAAGGGUGUCUCGAAACAGGACCAGGACCAGGACCAGGAUUAA